Molecule: messenger RNA, 593 nt
Organism: Saccostrea cuccullata (small rock oyster)
Lineage: Eukaryota; Metazoa; Mollusca; Bivalvia; Ostreida; Ostreidae
Product: deleted in malignant brain tumors 1 protein-like
Exons: 2
Coding region: 39-593 (184 amino acids)
Cellular component (GO): membrane
Source: RefSeq, a predicted model, not a curated record
UAAAUGAUCUCACAAACAACAAAAUUAAAGAAAUUGAAAUGCAUUUAAUUGAGACCAGCAAUCUGACUCUUCAUUUGAAUGAAACAUUCUUAAAAGUUGCAAACAACCUUACGGCAUCAUCGAUACGCGGACUGCCGUUUUGCACGGAAACGACCAAUGAAAUAAGAAAAACAUUAAAUGAGACAAUUCAAAAUAUAUCAUCUGCAGAUGAUGAUAUAUCCCAAAACUUUAGAAACAUUAGGAGCAAAAUAAGCUUACUGGAAUCGGAUACUUUGGCACAGCAGAGUAUCAGUAUCAAUUCUCUUACCGGAGAUGUGUCGAGUUUGCAAACAUCGCUUCAGAAUAUCCAACAGUUGGCUUCAGAUCGCAGUUCAAGACUAACCGCCAUUGAAUCACAACAGAGAUCUUACAAUAUAUCAUUGAAUACUAUUUCAAAUGGUUUGAAAUCAUUUAUUAAUGUACGAAUCACUGCUGGUGGGUCUACCUACGGGAGAGUUGAAGUAUACUAUGAUGGAUCAUGGGGGACUGUUUGUGACGAUGCCUGGGACGAUAAUGAUGCACGAGUUGUUUGUAGGAUGCUAGGUCGCAGGUAG